Messenger RNA from Solea solea (common sole), 4348 nucleotides. RefSeq names its product oxysterol-binding protein 2-like. The record is from RefSeq and is a predicted model, not a curated record. Gene Ontology annotation, cellular component: intracellular membrane-bounded organelle; membrane; cytosol. NCBI's taxonomy places the organism in Eukaryota, Metazoa, Chordata, Actinopteri, Pleuronectiformes, Soleidae. The transcript has 14 exons. Gene Ontology annotation, molecular function: cholesterol binding. The coding region runs from base 262 to 2499 and encodes 745 amino acids.
CACACCUCGUGUUAUUAUCUUUAUUAUAUUAUUUAUCAGACAGUUGCUGCAGCAGCAGUAGUUUCACGUGCUCUCGUGUCGCAUUGUCUCGCCCUCGCUGUGUCACGCGACAGACGUUGUUGGGUUUGUUUUUUUUAAAAACAAUCUCAGAUUGAGACAGUUAAACAGGAUCUGCUGCAGUGUGUACUGCGGAGACAGACACAGAGACAAGAGACAGAGAGUCCACCGUCCUCCUCCUUCUCCUCCUGAAAACGGGGUCAGAUGAACGAGCUGGUGAGGAGUUUACCGUCCCCGACUCUGCCGGGACUGCACCUGCCGACGUGUCUGCUGCUGGACACACACAAGGGCUGGCUCUUUAAAUGGACCAACUACCUGAAGGGUUACCAGAGGCGCUGGUUCGUCCUCAGUAACGGCCUGCUCUCCUACUACAGGACUCAGGCAGAGAUGGCACACACCUGCCGGGGCACAAUCCCCCUAGCCACGGCGCACAUUGAGGUGGGGGACACCUGCCACUUGGUGUUGACCAGCGAGGGUCGACACUACCAUCUGAAGGCCACGUCAGAGGCAGAGUGUCAGCUCUGGGUCACGGCUCUGCAGCAGGCCAAGGCCAACGCCACGCUGCUGAUGCAUCACUCAGAUGACUCGGGAGAUGAAGGUCCUGUACCUCAGGAGGACCGGGCCCUAACCCAAGGGGUGCUCAAGACUCUGGCCGGCAAGCUAGAAGACCUGAGCACCUGUAAUGAGCUGAUCGGAAAGCACGGCGCCGCUCUCCAGCGUUCCCUCAGUGAACUCGAGGAACUGCGUGGAUCCGCCGACAACACAGACAAAGUGAAGGCAGUUAAUGAGCGCGCCACACUGUUCCGCAUCACCUCCAAUGCUAUGAUCAAUGCUUGUCGGGACUUUCUGGACGUAGCGGAAUCUCACAGCCGGCGGUGGCAGAAGGCCCUGCAGCAUGAGCGAGAACAGCGUCACCAUCUGGAGGAGACCAUCGAACAGUUAGCCAAACAGCACAACAGCUUAGAGAGAGCGUGGAGAGAGAACCCCGCCUCAUACACAGGUGUGGAGUGUUCUCGGGAAGGGGACGCAAGUGAUGAGAAUGAUGAGGCAGAGUUCUUUGAUGCCAUGGAGGAAUCCCCUGCAUUCAUAACUGUGACUGCGCGCGGUGAAAUACAGCACAAGCGCUCGGGGAGUAAUCAGAGUAUGAUGAGCGGAGGAGUGCCCACUGACUGGACUCACAAUGAGAAUGACACCUCAGGCACAAACCACAUACAGCUACGAAGAACGAGGCGCAGCCGUAUUCCUGACAAACCAAAUUACUCCCUCAACCUUUGGAGCAUCAUGAAGAACUGUAUUGGCAAAGACCUGUCCAAGAUCCCCAUGCCUGUGAACUUCAACGAGCCGCUGUCAAUGCUGCAGCGUCUUUCCGAGGAUCUGGAAUACAGCGAGCUUCUGGACCGGGCCGCUCGCUGUGACUCGCCUCUGGAGCAGAUGUGUCUGGUGGCUGCCUUCUCGGUCUCCUCGUACUCCACCACGGUGCGUCGCACGGCCAAGCCCUUCAACCCUCUGCUGGGGGAGACGUACGAGCUGGACCGGCUGGAGGAGUACGGCUAUCGCUCCAUCUCUGAGCAGGUCAGUCAUCAUCCACCAGCUGCUGCCCACCACGUGACCUCCCAGAGGGGAUGGACUCUGCGGCAACACAUCGCUAUCGACAGCAAGUUCAGAGGGAAAUAUAUCUCUGUCAUGCCAUUAGGAAACAUUCACCUGCAGUUCCACUCAAAUGGAAACCAUUACGUGUGGAGCAAAGUGACGUCAACGGUGCACAACAUCAUCGUGGGAAAACUUUGGAUUGAUCAGUCUGGGGACAUUGAAAUUGUAAACAACACGACCAAGGACACCUGCCGUCUCAAAUUCUCCCCCUACAGCUACUUCUCCAGAGAUGUGCCACGGAAAGUGACAGGAGUGGUAGAGGACAGAGAGGGCACAGCCCGCUACAUCCUCUCAGGAACCUGGGACGACAAGAUGGAGAGCUCUAGAAUAGUGGACAGCAGCCAGGGAUGCGGGGGCUCUGAAGGCAAACAAAAGACAGUUUAUCAAACUCUUCAGUCUAAACUGCUGUGGAAGAAAUACCCUCUCCCAGAUAAUGCAGAGAACAUGCACUUCUUCUCCUCGCUGGCGUUGACCUUGAAUGAGCCAGAGGAGGGCGUUGCGCCCACUGACAGCCGCCUGCGUCCAGACCAGCGGCUGAUGGAAGCGGGUUUGUGGGAUGAAGCAAAUGCCCAGAAACAGCGGCUGGAGGAGCAGCAGAGACUGGACAGGAAAAGGCGAGAGGCGCAAGCGCAUCAGGCACUUGAGGAAGGGCAAGACAUUGAGGGUUACCAGCCACUGUGGUUUGAGAAGAGGACAGAUGAAACAACGGGAGAAAAUACUUACAUCUACAGGGGAGGCUACUGGGAGGCUAAAGAAAGACAGGACUGGUCCCAGUGUCCUGACAUCUUUUGAGACAAAGAAAUUACCCCCUACACCAUGGCAUCUGACUGGUCCCUGCUGGUGUAAGGACGUGUGUGUGUGUGUGUGUUUUAGUGUGUGUGAAAAUAGCCCUCACUCCCAGAAUCGGAAGCACAAAUUUGUGUCCAGCCACAAAUUCCCCUUUUUCUCUGUUCUGUUGUAGCUCGUCUUUUCAGAAGCAUUGCUUCACUUCGCGCUCGCUUCAGCAGAGGACUCGUUCAUCAGUGAAAAUAUAGUUAUUCUGUGUGUGUGUGUGUAUGGGACUGGAAAAACAACAGCAUUUUCAUUUUUGCCUAGUGUGCGUUGGAAAUAAUAUCAGCAGGAAGCAGUGCUGCAAAUAUUUUGUUACAUGCAGUGGAUAUCCUGCUCUCCUCAAAGCUGGAACACAUUCUUCAUGCUGGACUCAGGCAGAGACAACAGGCUUUGAAAUGACCAUGAACAGGAUCAAACAUUCCUCCAAGACAAAAGGCCUUUUCACAGCAGAACUAAAUUUAUGGAUUAUUGGGGGAUUUUACUAUUCUAUUUCUUAAGAUUGGACAAACUGUAUUUUCAAGGAUAGAGCAGCUCUAGCUGUGAAAACCAAAGUAGAUGUCUUUCUCUUUGGACAGACAACUGACUGAAAACACCUUGCUGUUUUGUCAGCAACAACUGCACAUUAUCUUACAAGUAGGUUUCCGUUGCAUUUAAGGGUUAUUCAUUGAAGUUGCACAAGUUUGGUGAAUGUAGGAUCUAGACAUUUUUGGAGCUUGACGCAUAUUAGUGGAUAAAAGUCAGGAUAUAACUGACUCUGGCACAGCUAUUUCACCCACUCUUCUCCCUCUUUAUGGUAGUGCAACUGUAAACCUUGCCAUUUUAGAAAAACCUGGAAACUAAACCAUAAAUGCUCCACUUACUACCUACUGAGGCUGGAAGGGCGGUGCUUGAUGGUAGUUUAUAUUCUUAAUUGUGUAAGUACAUUUCCAAAGAACUAAGUCCCCAGUAACCACUCUGAGAUGUAAAGCAGCUUAUAUGGACACUUACAUGUAUAAUUCAGGGUCAGUUUUAUUUAACUUUCCUAAGAAUAUCAGGGUUCAUCGUCUUGGUAAGUGGCAACAAACUUGUUUACUCUAUUUGAAACAGUUAAAAUUGUGUAGCCCUAUCUAAAUUGUCUUAGGCUGAGUCAUAGUUGUGUGAAUCUGAUUUUUACACAUUAGUCCAGAGCCAGAAAACAUUAGGUUUUAAUAAUCAUGUGCAAAUAAGGAUUGUACAUUUGUAGUAAAUGUAGAUGAACAACAAUUAGCAUUUUUAUAAAUAUAGUUUUUAGCUUCCUGUAUAUUAUAAUAGAGCAUGGAGCACAUGUACUGCUGGAUUUGUUUUGGCCUGUAUAUCGCAAGAGUAUAAUACAAAUAGAUUCACCUAAAUUAUAGUUAUUGUUAGAAAAUAUUGUGUCGCAUUAACGUACAUUCACUUCAACUCUGUUUGCCUAUACAUUAUCUUAAAUGAGUGAAGAUUGUACACGAGUCAAUGCCAUGUGGGGAAACCUAAGUAAUGAAUAAACAGGGCAUUUAUAAGAAACAGUAUUAUAUACUAUGAAUAAUGCAAAUAAUGUGUUGCUCAAAUAAAGCACAAUAUCAUGUUUACAUGCAGGUGUUGAUUCAUGUUACAUAAAUGUACAGGUUUCCAGGGCAAUAUAUGUAGUAGCUGCAUGGUUUUAGAGUGCUUAGGCACUUAUAUCGUGAGAAGCCUCUUUACUUUGCUAAUUUCAUGUGGACUUUUGGUGAAACAUGCAAGUUCUCAACCUUGUGUGCCCAAAGGCCUAAAGAAGAACAGGAUGUUGAUCUCAAAUAAAACCAUUAAGCUGUGA